GGCAGUGGUGUAUGUAGUGGCUUCUUGUAAACAUGGAGCAUCCUGAAGUUACAUUUAGUUUGGCAUAUGUUGUGUUUGUAGUUUGCUUUGUCUUAACUCCAAAUGAAUUCCGAUCGGCGGGAGUAACAGUACAAAACAUUUUUUCGGGUUGGCUUGGGAGCGAAGAUCUAGGGUUCGUUCAAUAUCACAUUAGGAGAACUAGUGUUACAAUCCUAGUUCAUUCCGUGUUGCCACUUGGUUAUUACUUAGGAAUGUGCUUGGCAGCGGCGGACAAGAAUCUGUGGCGAAUUCACCAGGCGAGCGAUGAGUGGAGGAUCUACUUCGCCGCCGCAGUAUCCCUGCCGGUGAUAAGCGGCAUGCUCGUGUUUUACUGGUCAAGAAAUCGGUGGGGCAAACACCCAAUAUCCAAGACUCUGGCCGCCCACGCCCUGCCUCAGUCCAGCUGGAGGGCUGUGGCGUCCUCUAUCAACACGGAGUUCCGCCGCAUAGACAAGUUUGCGACCGGCGAUCCGGGAGCCAGGGUGAUCGUCACUGACACCUGGGUGAUGAAGGUCACAACCUAUCGCGUCCACAUUGCCCUACAACAAGACAUCCACCUGACAGUCACUGACUCCAAGCAACACGAGCUGUCCCCAGACUCCAACACACCAGUGCAGAUGCUCACCAUCUCUGUGGCUAGUGUGAAUCCCCGUGUGAAGCCCUUUGAUAUCAGGUUGAAUUCUGUGGAGUACGGUGAGUUGAGAGAAAAGCUUCACGCUCCUAUUCGUAAUGCAGCCAAUGUUGUGAUCCACCAGACCCUCAGUGACCUCUUUCUGGAGACAUUUAAAUCCCACGUGGAAGUGAACGAGAGCUACUCGCUUCCCAGUAACCAGGAUCUAGAUCCAUGUAUUGGUUGCAUGCAGGUAACAGCCAACAUGAAACUGGUGAAACUGUGCCAAGACAACAGUGAUGGGGCGUGCCAGCAGUGCUACUGUCGACCUAUGUGGUGUUUAACAUGUCUGGGCAAGUGGUUUGCCAGUCGCCAGGACCAGCAGCACCCAGAGACCUGGCUCUCCAGCAGAGUGCCCUGUCCCACCUGCAGGGCCAGGUUCUGUAUCCUGGACUGUUGUGUAGUGCGGUAAAGAAAAACACCUCUGUUCCACUUCUGGAACCACUUCUGGUAAUUCGUAGCAUCACAAUGCUCUUCAAACUACAUUUGAGGGCUAAGAGGAAUUCAUAUCAAAUUCCCCCUUUCCUUGAACUGUACCUUAUCGUCUUCCAUUCUACUGAAAUCUCACCUGAGAGGUUUCACUUCAUAAGGAAAUAUAUUGCCUUCACUUCACAGCUAGAACUAAUCAUUUAUAUAAUGGUAGAAUAUGUAAGUAUACAAAUAAGAAAACAAACAAAACAAUCCUGUAAAAUUAGAAAGGAAGAAUAAUAGUCCUAUUCCUGUAGAAAAAUGUGACCAUGCCCUUUUGUUCUCCAUAUUCCCUAUUUUUAAAUUCCAGAACUUACUACAGAAUUUACUUUCUUGGCUCCUAAUGUAACCCCUGAAAUGGUACAUGAAGUCACUUCAUAUUUACAUGCAGACAAUAUUCUGAAAUCUGUGUUUACAUGAUAGUAGAAAUAGCUAUUCCAAAUAUGUCCAGAUUUACAUGGUUUAUUUCAUAUUAGAAAGAUGAAUUCACAAAUAUGCACAUCAAUAGAAACAUCUUGCAAAAAAUCUGUUGUGAAACUUUUAAAAUAUGCACCUCUGGAUACAGUAUAUGUUAAGUCUCUUAAUGUAAUGCUUUGCAUUCUACUUCAUUGACAAAACUAGUUAUUGGGGAAUUACCCCAUAUUUUGGUGACCCUAAUGCAUUGAAGUUCCAGUAUUUCCAUUAUAUUUUGUUUUGUUUGGUAAAAAUACUGGUAUUGUAAAUAAGGUAUCUAGAAGGUCUAGUAUUUCAGUAGUUUCCUGAAUACAAAGGUGUUAUCCAUUAUCACAUAUUCAGUAAAAGUUUCUCACAAAACAUCUGGAUUUAUUUGUAAUACCUUGUUUACAUGGCAUGGAAUAGCUACUCACAAUUAAAGUGGAGUCCAGGUUGCAUGUAAAUGUAUAGUAGCUGACUGAAUGACUAUUCAACUUCUCUGAUUAGGAAAGCUAGUUCUAUUUCCAUAACACAUCAUGGUCAUUGUGACUGCAUGAAAUCAUUUUGACUGUUAUUCUAAACUGUGCCAGUUCUCUUUUUCCUGAUUGUUUAGCACCUUAAUCAGAGGAGUGUCCAUUAAUUGCAUCUUUAAAGAAUUCAAAAACCUAUUUGUGUGGCAAGUGAAAGGAAAGAAAUUUCAGUUCUGUAUCGGUUCUAAUUAACUGAAAAGUUCAUUGUAAUAAUAUGUUUUUCUUCCCAUAACUGGAAUACACAAGCACUAAGUUUCAUAAGAGAACUGAUACAAAUUGAAGCCCCUCGUCUGCAAAUCAUGUGAGAACCUUUCACAGCAGCUUUUUAACUCCUCAAAGUGAAAAUAAUCUGCAUAGACAAGGAUUUGAGUCCUCUAAUUACCUCUGCUGGUCACCAGUGAAACAUCUGUACUCUAAAAUAGCCACUUCUGUGUCAGAAGCAAUGGUGUUAAUGAGGUAUGCAAUACAUUUCUUAAUAGCACAUCACUGGUCACCGAUUCUGAAAAUGAAUGCUAAUAAAGGAAUUUUUACAAAUGU
Messenger RNA from Lepisosteus oculatus (spotted gar), 2676 nucleotides. RefSeq names its product transmembrane protein 129, E3 ubiquitin protein ligase (gene tmem129). The record is from RefSeq and is a predicted model, not a curated record. Gene Ontology annotation, cellular component: membrane; endoplasmic reticulum. Gene Ontology annotation, molecular function: ubiquitin protein ligase activity. Gene Ontology annotation, biological process: protein ubiquitination. NCBI's taxonomy places the organism in Eukaryota, Metazoa, Chordata, Actinopteri, Semionotiformes, Lepisosteidae.